Molecule: messenger RNA, 585 nt
Organism: Dibothriocephalus latus
Lineage: Eukaryota; Metazoa; Platyhelminthes; Cestoda; Diphyllobothriidea; Diphyllobothriidae
Source: the annotation of a GenBank genome assembly
AUGAUCCUUCCCCAGUUGUUCCUGGUUCUGCUUGCCUGCCUCGUACCCUUGGGCCUUGCGGUACCAACUCACAGCUUUAAACGCCCUGCUGUGGCGUCGGCGACGGCGGCUGAUGGCGAACCGGACUACUUUCGAUGUUCAGCCUCUCUGGUGGAGAGUAUCCCCGAAAAUCUAACCUAUAAUCGCGGUUCUCCCAGCCAUGCCUCCACCUACUUUGUCUGGAAUCUCAUGAUCAAUUUGGCCCGCAGUAAUAUCACAAUCGCUUCCUUUUACUGGUCUUUGCUGGCAGAUGACGUGGCCAACACCUCGGCAGCUACCGCCUUUGAGGGUGAGGACAUAUUACGUCGACUGGUUGAAAAGAGCUCCCAAGUCAACGUUUCAAUCAUUCAGAAUGGAAAGCAGAGCCCUAAUACGGACCUCGACAUGCUAAUGGCUGCAGGUGCCAAAGUCGAGUGGUUGGAUGUGCAACGACUGCUGGGUUCAGGAGUUCAGCACGCGAAACUCUGGUCCGUCGAUGGUAUUCAUGCCUACCUCGGCAGUGCCAACAUGGACUGGAGAUCUCUUACCCAGGUAUUUCUUUUGUAA